Molecule: messenger RNA, 1344 nt
Organism: Sordaria macrospora k-hell
Lineage: Eukaryota; Fungi; Ascomycota; Sordariomycetes; Sordariales; Sordariaceae
Biological process (GO): fructose metabolic process; fructose 2,6-bisphosphate metabolic process
Cellular component (GO): cytosol
Molecular function (GO): ATP binding; fructose-2,6-bisphosphate 2-phosphatase activity; 6-phosphofructo-2-kinase activity
Source: RefSeq, a predicted model, not a curated record
AUGGCCCCUAGGACAAAUGGCAUCGGCGUGCAGGUUGAGAACACCCGCAUCUGCGUGGUGAUGGUGGGUCUUCCAGCCCGGGGAAAGAGCUUUAUCGCCCAGAAAGCGCAACGCUACCUCGCCUGGCUCUCGAUCCCCGCCGCCACCUUCAAUGUCGGCAACUACAGACGCACAGAUGCUCCCCAACCGCCGGCCGACUUCUUCGAUACCAACAACCAGGAGGGAGAGCGCAAGCGCCGCGCUGCCGCUGAGGCCGCGGUAGCCGACAUGCUCCGGUGGUUUAAGAAGGGCGGAGUCGUCGGUAUCCUCGAUGCCACCAACAGCACAAAAGAAAGGCGCAAAUGGGUACUCGACAUCAUGACGCAAAAUAACAUUGAGGUCAUCUUUGUUGAGUCCAAGUGUGACGACGAGAACAUGAUCAUGAUGAACAUUCGCGACGUCAAGACCACCAGUCCCGAUUACCAGGGCCAAGAUCCCGAAACGGCCGCUCUCGACUUCCGCAAUCGCAUACGCAACUACGAAAAGGUGUACAAGUCGCUCAACGAAGACGGCGACGAGGAGGAUUUGACCUUCCUCAAGAUUAUGAACGUGGGGAAGCAAGUCAUCAUCAACCGCAUUCGCGACUACCUCCAAAGUCGUAUUGUCUACUACCUCAUGAACCUCCACAUCCGCCCUCGAUCAGUAUGGUUGUCAAGGCACGGCGAGUCUAUGCUCAAUCUCGAAGGUCGCAUAGGUGGCGAUGCCGAGCUAUCGCACAGAGGUGAAGAGUACGCGCGGAAGCUCCCCGAGCUAGUAUUAGAAUCCGUUGGUAGCGACCGCCCCUUGACAGUAUGGACAUCGACACUAAAGCGCACCAUCGCCACGGCGCGCCACCUACCAAAACACUACAACCAGUUACAAUGGAAGGCCCUCGACGAGCUCGACGCUGGCGUUUGCGACGGCAUGACGUAUCAAGAGAUAGCGGACCUUCAUCCGGAUGACUUCCAAGCACGCGACGAAGACAAGUACAACUACCGGUAUCGUGGAGGUGAAAGCUACCGCGACGUGGUGAUCCGCCUGGAGCCCAUCAUCAUGGAGCUGGAGCGCAGCGAGGAUAUCCUCAUCAUCUCGCAUCAGGCGGUCAUUCGCUGCAUAUAUGCGUAUUUUAUGCAGAAGACGCAGGAAGAGAGUCCCUGGGUGCCCGUGCCGCUGCACACGCUGAUCAAGCUGACGCCGAGGGCAUAUGGAACCGAGGUGCAGACAUACAAGGCCAAUAUUCAGGCUGUCAGCACGUGGAGGGGCAAAGGCAGCACGGCCAAGCAUGAGGAUCCUAGUCCCGAGAAGAGUCUUUUCCAGACUCACUAG